AUGGCUUUCCGGAUAUCAACACCUAAAAGUCAUAAAAUUUUUGGUGUAAGUCGAGCUCCUUCUACUGUAAGCAUUUCAGCUUCACAGAAGUCGACUUCGCCACAACUAUCACCUUCACUUGAAGCCCACAGCAGCAGCCAUGGCAAUGGUGGCAUUGAUCAAGGGCUUGGUACUCUGUCUAAUGCCGCUAGUGGCUCGAUGAAAGUGUUUCAGUCCAAUGAUGCGGAUCAUAUUGUGAUUCGCGCCUACAAAGCUAUCGUAAAUGUCAUGAAUCUUCGUUGGAGCGUGACAGGUCUUCCGAGCCAGGCAUCGUUACUCGCGAUAUCGGAAAGGGACCAUUUAGGCAACCCAGGAGCAAGGCUAUUUGCCUUACGUUUAAAACUUCGCAAUGAGCAGCAUAUGGCUAUAGCUAUAGACAGGAUCGCCGCGGUUCUGUUGGUUGACAUGCGCGAUGACCUUGGAGGGUCCUACGAUGGUGUGCGAGAAAAAGGCUUCCGAACUGCAAUUGUGGGAAAUAAAAUGCUUGCUGACCAGUGGAAAAAGAGCCGCAAGGAGGUGGUAGAAGAGAUUCGAGCAGCGAUUACUUACAACUUUGCCGAACAGAUUAUCUCCCCAGGAAUUAAUCUCCUCCUAGGUUCACGAUCACAAGAUGUUUGGGAGAAACGUUUCUCCCGUAAAAAGGUCGAAGUUUUGCACAAACUGCUAAAGCAAACCGAAGAAGGUCGAAUUGUAUUGAGCCGCGCAAAGAGCUUAGAUGAUGCUGUAAUCACCAUUAAGCGCAUUCUCAGCAUUUAUGUCGGAUACCAUUGGCGUUGCGCAAGAUAUGCACCACUGAAUACUCAGCACAAUAUCGAGGAGUUAUUCAAAAAGCUACAGGGCCAACUAUCGACACGGGUGACAGAUAUGCGACAGUUGGGGAGUACUUUGUAUUCUACGCUGGAUAAGUCGACAACCCAAAGCGGACAGGCCACAGAGGCUCCAGGAGAGGGUUCAAAUUCCCUCACCCAAGUAUCUGUUCCGACAUCUGGCAACUCGUCUACAGAUAAACGAAAGUUAUCAAAGUUGUCAGACCACGAUUACCCUUCAAAGAAGCGUCGAUGUUCGCUCGAUGCUUCUGAACUACAGCUAGAUACGAGACCAACGUCAGAUACGUCACAUAUAAUCGAUGGACUACCAUUAGCAUGCAAACUUGUCACAAAUCAAGGACAAGAUGACAGGGAAGCUUUAUCCACAAAUGGAAUUAAUGAAUUAGUCAAUUUUUCUUCUCAAAGUUCUCCAGAAGACCACGAAAUGCUUGACAGAGAAGAAGAGAAUAAUGCCCGAUCCGAUUUACUUAAUACAGAGAUGGGCAGAAAAGGAGAGGAGAUGGAACAUCAGACACAGCCAGUUUCUGAAUGCCAGGACCCUGGGAACUCUCUGAGCUAUAAAUAUGGCGAACAAUGGGGAAUCGCCGAGGACGUUACCACUUUAGACGAUAUACUCAGUCUCAGCUGGUGA
Molecule: messenger RNA, 1497 nt
Organism: Trichoderma virens Gv29-8
Lineage: Eukaryota; Fungi; Ascomycota; Sordariomycetes; Hypocreales; Hypocreaceae
Exons: 3
Coding region: 1-1497 (498 amino acids)
Source: RefSeq, a predicted model, not a curated record